AUGUUACAGACUUUACACACAAAUCUAAAGGCCCUAGAAAACAUUAAACGUCCCACUGACCAGUGGGACGAUUUGCUUAUACAUAUGAUAGCGGCAAAAUUCGAUCAACAUACGACCGUCGCAUGGGAAAGCACUCUUUCCAGCGAAAUUCCAAAUAUGGAAUCAAUGUUCCAAUUUUUAACGCAGAGGUGCCAGAUGUGGGAGGCAUUUGAAGCUAACCACAGUUUCAAGUCAGGUUCAAAUAGUUUUCAGAAGCUUAAUAAAAUACCUAAUAAUCGUAGUUUUUCGCAUCUAGUCAAUUCUACCGUUAAUCAACCCGUAUGCCCAUAUUGCAAACAAUCACACAAUAUUUAUAAUUGUCAAGGUUUUUUGGACUUAUCUGUAGAGCAGAGAUAUUCCGAAAUUAAAAGACGUAAAUUAUGUGUAAACUGCCUUAGAGGUGGACAUAAAUUAGAAACCUGCGCCUCUAGUAAUUGUAGAAAGUGCCAUAAGCGCCAUAAUUCCUUGUUGCAUUUUGAAAACUCUUCAAGUGAAUCAGAACCAUCAACAUCCUCAUUAAAGGUUACCAGUAGCAAUUGUGCGCAAAUUCUUAACAAAAACAUCACUCUUUCUACCGCAGUCAUUAAUGUUUUAGGUAAGAACGGUAAACAAGUGCAAUUUCGCAUAUUGUUAGAUAACGGGUCCGUCUCAAAUUUCAUCACUGAAAGAGCCGUUAAAAUCUUAGGAUUACAAAAUUUACACAAUAUUAAUUUGCCAUUGAUAGGAAUAGGUUGCACUUCGUCCACUAUUAAACAAGCUGUAAAGGUCAAAAUUUCAUCCAUUUGUAACGCAUUUGAGGCCAAAUUAGAUUUUUUAAUUGUUCCCGAAAUAACAGGCAACGUACCGUCUACAGAAUUUCCGCCACUCGCCAAUUUACCUCCAAAUGUUAAGUUGGCCGACCCUAUGUACAAUGUGUCGCAACCGGUCGAUCUCUUAAUCGGUAACGAGAUUUUUUGGGAUCUCAUGUGCAUAGGUCAGAUUCGACUUGGUAAACAAGGGCCAAUAUUACAAAAAACAAAUUUUGGUUGGAUAGUGGGGAGCGCUGUCGCGGCUAGGUACAAUCAGAAAACGGCCUCUUGUAACGUAAUCAAUGUAUCCCUGGAUAAUGAACUAAAAAAAUUUUGGGAAAUAGAAGAAUUCGCGGAAGGUACACCUGUUAGUGGCAAUGACCUGUGCGAAGAAUACUUUCGGGAAGGUCUUUCCAGAAAUGCAGACGGACGCUUUAUAGUUAAAUUACCCCUAAUAAACGACCCUCCGAAUAUAAGUACUUCAAGGGACCGCGCGUUAAAAUUGUUUUACAACUUAGAAAGGCGGAUGCACAAAAAUCCUCAAUUGCUGAAACAAUACUCAGAAUUUAUGGAUGCUUAUUUGUCGCUCGAACACAUGUCUGAAAUUCCAAACCCAGACAAUUCAGGGUAUUUUUUAAGCCAUCACCCAGUUUAUAAUGAAUCUUCUCCCACGACUAAACUGCGAGUAGUUUUUAACGCGUCUUUAAAAACCAGCAACAGUAAGUCAAUAAAUGACAACUUACUGACAGGGCCCAACUUACAACAGGACCUUUUCAGCAUCUUGAUUCGUUUUAGAACUCACAAAAUAGUAAUUACGGCCGACGUGCAAAAAAUGUACCGUCAAAUCUUGUUACAUGAUGACCAUAAGAAGUACCAACAAAUAUUUUGGCGUCACAAUACUAACGAACCGGUCAAGGUUUAUCAAUUAAACACCGUUACUUAUGGGUUUGCUAGCUCUUCUUUUCUUGCCACAAGAUGUUUAAUAGAACUCGCCAAUCAGUCAAAAAUUCAAUAUCCCAUAGCAUCAGAUUUAAUUUAUAACGAUUUUUAUGUCGAUGAUCUCAUCACAGGGGCUGAUACCAUUGAACAAGCCUCACAAUUGUUAACCGAAGUAAAUUUCAUUUUACAAUCGGGAUGUUUUCAAUUGCACAAAAUAAAUUCCAACUGCCCCAGCUUAGUGAGUAAUCUUCAGGUAAAUAUGCAAAGUACCGUGUCCUUGGACAAACAGCAACCCACAAAGACAUUAGGGGUGCUUUGGCAUAACGAUACCGACACAAUUACGUUCUCUACGAAUGGUAAAAUAUCGUCCCAACCGCAAGUAACAAAGAGAGCAAUUUUGAGUACCAUCGCCAAGAUUUUCGACCCACUCGGAUUAGUAUCACCCAUAACCGUAACAGCUAAAAUUAUCCUACAGAAAAUUUGGGCUUUGAAGAUUAAUUGGGACGAAAGCUUACCUGCCGAUUUACAUACAAGUUGGGAAAGUUUUGUUAAAAAUUUCGGUGCGUUAGAUAAUAUCUCAAUACCGCGUAGAGUUAUUCACACUUUGGAGGCUGUGCAGCUUCAUGGGUUUUGCGACGCUAGCCAAAAUGCCUACGGUGCCUGUGUAUAUUUGCGCACGAGGGAUUCAAUGGGUAUUUAUCGGGCCCAUCUGUUAUGCGCUAAGAGUAAGGUAGCUCCGUUACAAUGUUUAACAAUUCCACGUUUAGAAUUAUGCGCGGCCUUGUUAUUAGCUCGUAUGUUAGAUAAGGUGACAAAGAUUCUUAAUGUGACGAUUCGAGAAAAAUUUUACUGGACGGAUUCAUCGAUUGUUUUGUCGUGGAUAAGUUUAAACCCCGCGACCUUAAAGGUUUUUGUCUCUCACCGCAUCGCCGAAAUACAGUCACUUUCGGCAGAUGCUGAUUGGCAUUACGUACCGUCAAACAAAAACCCCGCCGAUAUUCUGUCACGGGGCUGUACUCCGUCUCGGUUAAAUCAGUCGCUCCUAUGGUGGCAUGGACCCGAAUUUCUUCAAACCAAUACAGAGCACAUCAAUUUUACGGCUAAAGAACAUCCGCAGUUAGUGAUUCCCGAAAUUAAGGCGCAUAGCGUAACAAACAAGAAAAACACAAUAAAGGGUUCUUUAACUUGUGAAGAAUUGCAACGGGCCCACGAUGUCGUAAUCAAGAGCUUGCAAUCCAAAGUUUUUGCGGAAGACCUGCACAAUUUACGGCAUCACAAACAACUUUCUAAAAACAGCAAAAUUCUAAAUUUAAACCCCUUCAUAGAUGAAUUCGGACUCUUAAGAGUCGGCGGUCGAUUAAAUAAUUCGGAACUGUUACCUGAUCAACAACAUCAAUUAUUACUGCCCAAAAAUCAUCCAGUCACCAAGUUAAUAAUAAAAAAAUAUCACGAUGAAAGCGCGCAUUCGGGAUGUCAAGCGACUCUAUCUGCCUUACGACAAAAAUAUUGGCCCAUUGCAGCUCGCGCAACCGUUCGCGGAGUGAUAUUUAAUUGCCUAAAAUGUUAUCGUGUCAAACCCAUUGUUUAUCAACACUUAAUGUCAAAUCUUCCGAAGUCCCGAGUUACGCCUUCACGGCCAUUUAGUAUAUCCGGAGUGGACUAUGCAGGUCCUUUUCUUAUAAAAAAUGGAUAUGGGCGUACCACCAAAACAGUCAAAGUCUACAUUGUAAUAUUUGUCUGCUUUAGUACCAAAGCGGUUCACAUUGAAAUGGUUUGCGGGUGCUCAUCCCUCACUUUCUUGAAUACACUUAAGCGAUUUAUAGCACGCCGGGGUAAACCGAGUCAUUUAUACUCUGACAAUGGCACUAACUUUGUAGGGUCUAAUCGCCAUCUGCAUGAAUUAAAGACAUUAUUUGAAAGUAGUGAGUUUAGAUCGAGCGUAAUAGAUAUCCUUAGCAUUCAAAAUAUACAGUGGCAUUUUAUACCUCCACAUUCCCCGCAUAUGGGUGGAAUUUGGGAGGCUGCUGUCAAAACCGCCAAAGGUCAUCUUAAGAGGGUUAUAGGAAAAACAUUAUUAAAUUUUGAUGAAAUGAGCACUUUGUUGGCAAUGAUCGAAAGCUGCAUGAACUCACGUCCCUUAACCCCUCUUUCCAAUGACCCGAAUGAUCUCAACGCCUUGACGCCCGGACACUUCUUGAUUGGUGCCCCCUUGAUCGCCGCUCCGGAACCCAACCUCGUGGACGUGCCCUGUAAUCGCCUCACCCGUUACCAACUGGUGGAACAACUACGGCAACACUUUUGGCAAAGAUGGUCUAGGGAGUACUUGCACACUUUACAACAGCGAUGCAAGUGGAAUCGUUUACCGGCCCGUCAACCUGCACCAGGAGAUCUCGUCAUCCUCAAAGAGGACAACACUCCACCGUUACAAUGGCCCCUCGCUAGGAUUACUGCAUUACAUCCCGGGCAGGACGGUCAAUGCAGAGUGUUAAGUGUAAAAACUGUGCGCGGAGUGUAUAAAAGGCCAAUUACGAAAGUGUGUGCAGUGCCUUGUACAGACUGA
Molecule: messenger RNA, 4326 nt
Organism: Zophobas morio
Lineage: Eukaryota; Metazoa; Arthropoda; Insecta; Coleoptera; Tenebrionidae
Exons: 2
Coding region: 1-4326 (1441 amino acids)
Biological process (GO): DNA integration
Molecular function (GO): nucleic acid binding
Source: RefSeq, a predicted model, not a curated record